AUGAAUCCAUCAAAUAAAGAUGCCUGGCACUCUGCAGGAGGUGGGUCGCAACCCCAUCUAGGAGUUGACCAGAUGAACCAGCCCCCAAACCGACCCCUAGGAUCUUAUGGUGAGUAUUCUGUCCCACUUUGCCUGCUUUGGCGCGACAGAGAUGCACAGUUGCAGCAUCAUAACCCAGAGCUCCAGUCAUCCGGGCAUACUCUCCCUACCCUAUCAGACAUAACCCAAGGCACUGGCGCCCCACCAGCGUCACACCAACCACCCCCCAGAUAUGGCCAACACCAACAACCGUCCCAUCCUCCGGGUCCUCCGGGUCCUCCGGGGCAUCCCCUUCCUGGGAUUGGUCAGUCCAUGCAACAUUCGCCCCAACAGCCUUCUAUGAAUCGGGAUCGCGAAAGAGAUUCGCGAGAGCGAGAUCGUGAGCUGGAACUUGAACGACAGAGGGAAAUGGUUCGUGAGGAGGAAAUGAUACAAAGAGAGCGCGAAUACCGGGAACGGGAACGAGAUCGAGAUCGAGAUCGGGACCUCAUGGACCGGUAUAAUCGCGAACAGCCACAUCAUCCUGUUCAAAGCCAUACCGGCCCGAUUCCCAUUCACCAACCUGUCGCGUCGAAAGGUCACAACCCGCUAGGCGGACCCAAUGGCCUCCUUUCUAAUAUGAGUUCAAACGCCUCUAAUAACCCCCCACAAGGAACUAUGCCCAGUUCGAAUGGGUCUGGACCUCUGUUUGGGAACCAGAUGCAACACGCAGAUGGACCUCCACGAACAUACCUCCACCAGGGCCAACCCUCUCAACAAUCAAUGCUUGGGUUCAACGGUUCUGCACCUCCCCAGAUAUCUGGAAGUGUUGCUGCUUUAGCGCAAGGACAACAACCAAUAUUAAAUGAUGCGUUAAGUUACCUUGACCAGGUUAAAGUUAGGUUUGUUGAACAGCCUGAUGUCUAUAACCGAUUCCUCGAUAUCAUGAAAGAUUUCAAAAGCCAAGCAAUCGACACUCCUGGUGUUAUCCAACGAGUUUCAACGCUUUUUAACGGCCAUCCCGCACUUAUUCAGGGUUUUAAUACCUUCCUGCCACCAGGAUAUCGCAUCGAAUGCGGCACCGAGGAUAACCCAGAUACAAUCCGAGUGACAACUCCGUCCGGCACAAAUACCAUUUCAAUGCAGUCAGCAGUGCGGCCAUCUCUAGAAGCAACAGGUGACGCCGCGCCCCCAGGUGGUCCUGUGCCUCCCGGAACAACGGACUACUACGACCAGUCUCGCGCAGGAUGGCAACAACAACCCGCGCAAGGCCAACAGCCUCAGCCAGUUUCGAGAAUGAACUUAGGCCCCGGUCCAUAUUCCCCUAAAAGCCAUAUAAUGCCGUCUGGUAUUUACGGCGGAAAGCAAGGGGUACAAAAUCAGCCACAGGAGCCCGGUUAUGAGUAUUCAGGUCAGCAGGAUCAGCAGGCGUCAAGCAACGCUGCGACUAUAGCGCAUCAGCAGGAACAACGAGGUGUUUCUCAGUUGCAGAGCGCAGUUUCGGCUGCAACGGCGACAUCUGGUCGGUCAUCAGUGUUAAAUAUGGGCAGCAUGCAGACUCCUGGACCAAACCAGCCUAUUAAUAGCCUUGCUGGUUUGGGAUCUGGUGUGCUACAGGGUGUGCAAGGGGAUAUGAGUAAACGUGGACCGGUUGAGUUUAACCAUGCCAUCAGUUACGUUAAUAAGAUCAAGAACCGCUUUGCCGAUUCUCCCGAUACCUAUAAACAGUUCCUCGAAAUCCUCCAAACAUAUCAACGAGAGUCAAAGCCAAUCCAAGACGUAUACGCCCAAGUUACAAUCCUUUUUAAUUCCGCACCGGACCUUCUCGAAGAUUUCAAGCAGUUUCUCCCCGAAUCUGCCGCCCAGGCAAAAGCACAAGCAGCAGCUCGCCAGUCAGCGGAAGAAGCUACACCCAUCAGUAAUAUACGGGGAGAGCCCGGAUAUGCAAAUUCUUCCGCGCUGCUCCAGACUCAAAACCGCGAUGUCAAGAUGCCUCCUCUUGGCCAGUUUAACGUGAAGGAACCUGCAAAGGAUAUUAAGAAGCGACGUAGCCAGCCCCCUGCUCAGGGUCCGGGAAGUGCCGGUUUGGGAGGGCCAUCAAAUGUGCCUGCAGAUACUGCUAGCAUUGCAAGCACCCAGGCAAAUAGAGCUCCGGGUACACAGCCUGGAGCUCCUGGAAAAAGAGCAAAAUUGACCCACAAACCGACCACUCAAGCUGAAGCUCCCCCAGCCGUUUCUCCAACACUUGUUCCCGCUCUGCCCGAACCGAUUCCUCCCACAUUUUCACUUACCCCAUCUCAUGAAGAGUAUGCAUUCUUUGAUCGCGUUAAAAAGUUUAUCGGGAACAAACAAACCUUUGGUGAAUUCCUGAAGCUAUGUAACCUCUAUUCGGCGGACCUGAUCGACAGAAAUAUCCUCAUCAACAGGGCAGCUAGUUUUAUCGGGGGCAACCAGGAAAUUAUGUCAUGGUUUAAGAGAUUCAUGCAUGUUGAGCCUAAAGAUGAGAUCAUUGAACCAAAAGCCAAGCCUGACUCGGGAAUUGUCAAUUUGUCUCAUUGCCGAGCUCUUGGUCCCAGCUAUCGACUGCUGCCCAAACGAGAACGUCAAAAGCCAUGUAGCGGACGUGAUGAUAUGUGCCAAAGCGUUCUCAAUGAUGAGUGGGCCUCCCACCCAACCUGGGCAUCGGAGGAUUCUGGGUUUGUCGCUCAUCGGAAAAACCAGUUCGAAGACACACUUCAUCGUAUCGAGGAGGAUAGACAUGACUACGAUCAUCAUAUUGAAGCAUGUAUUCGUACCAUCCAGCUUAUGGAGCCUCUUGUUCAGCAAAUGGCGACAAUGACUGAUGCUGAAAGGGCUAGUUUCAAACUACCACCUGGACUUGGAGGUCAGAGCGAAACUAUCUACAAGAGGGUCAUUAAGAAGAUCUAUGAUAGGGAACGUGGCCAGAAAGUUAUCGACGAGAUGUUUCUGCGACCAUGCAUGGUUAUGCCCAUUGUUCUUGCCCGGCUGAAACAGAAAUGCGAAGAAUGGAAAGCCUGUCAACGUGAAUGGGACAAAGUGUGGCGCGAACAAAUGCAGAAAGGUUUCUGGAGAAGUCUUGACCACCAGGCUAUCAUCAUGAAAGGCUCCGACAAAAAGCUGUUUGUAGCGAAACACAUCCAGCACGAAAUCCAGGCUAAGUUUGAAGAGCUCCGAAAUAUUCGUAAGAGCGGAUAUCAAGUGUCAAACUAUCAAUUCGAUUUCGUCUUCGAGGACUCAGAAGUUCUGGUGGAUGCAACUCACCUCUUGCUGUGCUACAUCGACCACAACUCUGCUGGCUUUGGGGCAGAUCCCAAUAAAGUCAUCAACUUCCUCAAAGAUUUUAUUCCCGUAUUUUUUGGCAUGGACCGUGAGGGCUUCAAAACAUAUCUCAACGAAGUUUACGAUACAACACCAGCCAGUGAGGAAGCAGAUGAUGAAAGUCUGUCCCCUGAAGAUAUUGCCUCCCUUCGUUCACGGAGAAUCGCAAAUGGCAAAAGGUUGGACCUUCUGCGUGAUGUUCUAGAGCGCCGCAAUGAAAAGACUCCUCGUAUUGACAGAGAUGUCAGUGUGCGUUCGGGCAGCAGAGCCUCCACUCCCGGCAUCGGAACUCUUGUUCCAUCCACGCCAAUUCCGGAUCCAACUGAGCCAUUUGAUGUUGCCGAAUUGAAAUGGAUGGAACAUCCGAGCCAAGGCAACUUCAACCAGCAGCGUGAAAUUCCAUUGAAUGAAUCAUACAAGAAGAAGGUCCAUCAUCUUUACUGCAACCUUAAUAUCUACUGCUUUAUUCGCACUUUUGAAAUCUUCUACAGCCGCCUUCUCCGAAUCAAAUUACACGAGAAAGACGCCCAUGAAGCUGUCCGCAGAGCACUGGCCUCCAAGGCUGCCUACGAUCUUGGAAUGAUCGACAAGUCUCCCUCAGAUCUCCUUUAUGAUACGGACCCAAAGUCCAAUUUAUACCAUCAGAUCGUUCGCAUGUGUGAGGAAGUGAUUAAGGGGAAUAUUGAUAUGACACAUAUGGAGGAAACGCUUCGUCGGUUUUACCUGAAGACUGGCUGGCAGUUGUACCACUUGGACAAAAUCCUGGGUGGAAUUUCUCGAUAUGCCGGUGGGAUUUUCAAUACAGAUCCCAAGGACAAGAGUUCGGAUAUUAUCAAUAUUUUCUUCAAGGAGCGUGACAAGGACACGACAACACACAACCAGGAGAUUCAAUAUCGAAAACAAAUUGAGAAGUUAAUUAAAGAAGGAGACAUCUACCGUAUUACCUUCGUCCCUGCUACUAAGCACGUGAUGGCACAGCUGCUGACUGCUGAGGACGGCACUCUUGACAACGAGGAGCUCAACGCGGAAGCCAGAUGGUCAUACUAUGUCUCUGCAUUCACUAUGCGUGAUCCGACUGAGGGUGUCCCGUUUUCGCAGAUGCGUAUGCCUUUCUUAAAACGAAACCUUCCUGGCAAAAUGGAUUCGGAUGAAGAAUACAACCUGUAUUAUAAGCCGCUAGUCAACCACGAUGGAUUGGUCAUCCGCAUCUGUGCCAACAGUUAUCAUAUCCUCUACGAGCCCGGCACGGAAGAUUGGUGGUACCGUCGGCCUACUGGGGAUGAGGAUCCUGCUGAGGCUGCUAGAGAGCGUGCUGCCGUUAGAGAAAAGCGCAAAGAACGGUUUACGGAGAAGUUUGUCAACAACCCAAGCUGGACUUGUGAGCUUAGCAAGGAUGAAGUAGAACAGGCAAACCGGCAAUUCCGAUCAUGGGUUGGCGAGACGGAGACAAAAACCGUGACAGCGUUGAGUGCGGAGGAUAAUCACAAAGUUGAAGAUGCUGCGAUGGCUGAAGGUGACCAAAAGCCAGAUGAAGAAAUGACCGAUGCAGUACGAGCUGCAGCAUCUUAA
Paracoccidioides lutzii Pb01 is the source of this 4926-nucleotide messenger RNA. RefSeq lists its product as hypothetical. Bases 1 to 4926 code for a protein of 1641 amino acids. Gene Ontology annotation, cellular component: Sin3-type complex; chromatin. Gene Ontology annotation, biological process: negative regulation of transcription by RNA polymerase II. The record is from RefSeq and is a predicted model, not a curated record. The transcript is spliced from 9 exons. Gene Ontology annotation, molecular function: transcription corepressor activity.